GGGGCUUGACGUUUGUUUGAUGGGAGAUGGGAUUUCCAAUUUACUGCAUUGCAUACUAUAGUGAUAGUUCAAUAGUUGCACUGCAAAAUACUCAAAGAACAAGUAAAAUGUGAAGUGCUUUUGGUAUGAAAAAUAGUACCUUUUGUAUAUUUUCCUUUAUUGAUAGUCUGUUUUAAAUAAACAUGUUAUCGUUCUUACAAGAUCUGGAUUUUGUUGCUGUAGGCGAAGGCAUCCAUACGUUCGCAGUGUCAUUUUUGUUCUUUAGUUUAUAUUUUAAUAAAGGAUCGCUGGGUGUUUCAGCUAAGACCCAGAUACUGUUCCUAGUGUCAAUAAUAGCCAAGAGCUGGUAUGUCAUUCAACUGGGGCAUUACGAGCCAAUCUACUGGUGGCUUCAGUUUUCGCAUAUAGCAUUCACCUGGGGCACUCUUCUUUUCUUAUUUAUAUCGAGGACUGCUAACCGAGAAGAUGAUACUUUCUGGUCCGAAUUGGUCAUUUUACCAGCAAUAUUUACGUCGGUACUGGCCAGUCAGUCUUUGCUUGCAGUGGAUUUGCUGUACACCUUCAGCCAGUUCCUCAAAUGCGUAGCUGUGAUCCCUCAGAUGUACUUAAUAUUAAAGACCAAAAAAAUCUCAAACACAAUAGCCAUUUACCUUUUUGCGAUGGGUUUCCAAGACUGGAUAGCCAAAUAUUCUACACUAGGUUUCAACCAAACUACGGAUAUAACUUCCUUUAUUUACUUGGGCGUUUACACUGUUUCUGUAAUGAUCAUGCUACAUUCUGGUGUUCAAAUGUACAGCAGUGAUGAUGGUGGAUCCGAACAGAUAUACUCUUUGACCAGCGAGUUUGUUGAUGAUUGUUCGGAUACGGCCUUACUUAUAAAUGGAAAGGAGGAUGAUUUGGAUUGUGGUCAAUGGCAGGAUAAAAAAUUUCAACCAAAGAAUGACUUUGGAUUGAAAGUGAGCUGUGAGAAGGAAACAAUGUGAUUACUAAUGCAGAAGAAGCUAUUUACAUAAGUAUUUAAUGAUUAUUUACAAUGAUUCCAUAAUUUGUAUUUUUUCGAAUAUGUAUAUAUACAAUUGAACAAAA
Molecule: messenger RNA, 1086 nt
Organism: Diabrotica virgifera virgifera (western corn rootworm)
Lineage: Eukaryota; Metazoa; Arthropoda; Insecta; Coleoptera; Chrysomelidae
Product: ER lumen protein-retaining receptor erd-2.2
Exons: 3
Coding region: 183-983 (266 amino acids)
Biological process (GO): protein retention in ER lumen
Cellular component (GO): membrane
Molecular function (GO): ER lumen protein retrieval receptor activity
Source: RefSeq, a predicted model, not a curated record